This is a messenger RNA of Daphnia carinata, 1122 nucleotides long. Its product is annotated as mitochondrial mRNA pseudouridine synthase RPUSD3-like. Gene Ontology annotation, molecular function: RNA binding; pseudouridine synthase activity. Bases 22 to 1101 code for a protein of 359 amino acids. The transcript is spliced from 3 exons. Gene Ontology annotation, biological process: pseudouridine synthesis. NCBI's taxonomy places the organism in Eukaryota, Metazoa, Arthropoda, Branchiopoda, Diplostraca, Daphniidae. The record is from RefSeq and is a predicted model, not a curated record.
UAGUGUGCAUCGUGUAGGGAGAUGCCAACCAUGCCGUUUUUCCCCAAAUUUUACAGUGUUUUACCAAAAGCCAACCGAUUCGACUAUCUCUUAAAAAAGAACAACAGACGUAAAGCACGUAAAAACUAUUUGUCUGAAGAAGAUGGUCGUAUUAAGUCCAAACCGGUUCAUGCCAUUCGCGAUAUCUAUCCGUGGAAAAACAAAGAGCAGUUUGUAGAUCAUUUAGCGGAAAACGUGAUCUAUAACAAAGAUGGUCUGAUAGCCAUUAAUAAGCCAUAUGGAGUACCAUUGCUGAAAAAUGGUCUAAUUAAAGGCUCAAACGAAAGCCUAUUUUCCAUAGAAGAGGCAUUAACUCCUUUGGCAUCUCUCCUAAAUGUUGAAAAACUCUUACCGGCUAAAAUGGUUGAAAGAUUCGCUAGUGGAAUUUCACUGUUUGCUAGUAAGGAGAAAGUGAUUGACAAAAUACGACAAAGCUAUAUCAACAACAAAUCAAAGAAGAUCUAUACAUUCAAGUACCUCGCUGUCACCAUCGGAGAACCUAAGCCAUCUUCUUCAAGGGGUACUGUUGGCAUGGGCUUCUUCGAGCAUCAAGAUAUUGAAAAGAAAUUGCUUGCAAUAAUGAAAGACUACAGCAACAAAAAGGUCGCUGAUGGAUUAGUACGCGAAUUUCGAGUCGACUACAAAACUUUGUCUCGCGGAGAUGAACCUUGUAGCUUAGUAGAAAUCGACGUCUCGUCGACCAAGAAUCAUUUCCUACGCGUCUAUUUGGCUCACCUGUUCUCACCUGUCCUGGGAGAUCACAUCUACGGCAAUCGCGUUCAAGACAUUAUGGGAAAACGUUUAGCCAUUAGCCCUCUCCAAGCUGAUAGCUUGUCAGUUUUUCAGAAAAUACCAGCUGAAAUUUUAACUCGACUGAAAGUAACUGAAAGUGGUAUAGUACCCAACUGCCUCCACCUUAGUCAGAUGACUCUUUCAAAAUUCGCCAGUAAAGAUUCGAAUUUGGUAUUAAAAGCGGACCCUCCUCCAUGUUUUCAGUACAUCUGUCAGACGUUUGGUUUAGAUCUGCCGACCGACGAGUCGGUUGUAGUGACACAUAUGUAAAUAAAACAUCUUUUCUAGUAA